ACAAUAUUUUUGGUGGGCUAUAUUCCCCAUGAAGAUCACAUAAAAUGUUCAUCAGGAAAUACUAAUUGCACAAUCAGCAAUGUAUACCGAUCAUUUCCCGAUCGAAGCAUAUGCCGAGCAGCUGAAGUUGCUUAUCCUGCAACAGAAGAAGAGCUUCUUUCAAUCGUAGCAAAUGCAACUUUUCUGCAGAAGAAAAUGAGGAUAGCUACCUCAUUAUCCAACAGUAUCCCUAAGCUUAUGUGUCCAGACGGUGAAUAUGGCUUAAUUAUUAGCACUAAGUACCUUAACAGAAGGGUGGGUUUGGACAAAUCAGCCAUGACUAUAACAGUCGAGACUGGAAUGACUCUAAGGCAGCUGAUCAAUGAGAGCGCCAUGGCUGGCUUAGCUCUACCUUAUGCUCCUUACUGGUGGGGUGUGACAAUAGGUGGAAUUUUGGGAACGGGUGCACAUGGUAGCACAUUGUGGGAUUUGGGACCUGCAGUUCAUGAUUAUGUGAUUGAGCUUCGGAUUGUAACGCCAGCAGGGCCUGAUGAGGGGUAUGCAAAUGUUCGGACACUGAAAAUUGGUGACCCUGAGCUUGAUGCAGCUAGAGUCUCUCUUGGAGUUCUUGGAGUUAUUUCACAGGUGACACUGCAAUUGCAGCCAUUGUUCAAGAGGUCUAUAACCUUCUUAGAGAAAGAUGAUUCGGACUUAGGAGCUCAAAUUUCUACCUUCGGCAACCAACAUGAGUUUGCAGACUUUACUUGGUUCCCAAGUCAAAAGAAGGUUCUCUAUCGUAUUGAUGAUAGAGUCCUCUACAACACCACUGGAAAUGGUGUUUUUGACUUUUUCGGACUUAGCCCUGUAUCUUCAUUUCUUACGGCAGUUUCAAGAAUCAUAGAGGAGAUUCAAGAAUAUACAGGUCAUGCUGUAGGGAAAUGCAUAACCGGAUCACUAGGCAGAUACGUACUCAAAAAGGCUGGAUAUGGGCUGACUAACGAUGGUACUAGUUUUAAGGGCUACCCUGUGGUAGGGUAUCACAAUAACCUUCAAUCAAGUGGGACUUGCCUUGAUACCCCAAAGGAUGGAUUAUGGACAGCAUGUGCAUGGCACCAGAGAUUUAAGGGGUUAUAUUUUUUCCAAAAUGGAAUCAGCAUUAGCUUAUACAAAGCCAAGGAUUUCAUUCAAGAUGUGCAAAAGCUUGUUGCUUUACAACCUAAGGCCUUGUGCGGUGUUGAUAUUUAUAAUGGUAUCCUUAUCAGAUAUAUUACAGCAUCAAGUGCUUACCUGGGCAAACAAGAAGAUUCUGUGGAGUUUGAUAUAACUUACUAUAGAAGCAAGGAUCCAAUGGCCCCAAGACUACAUGAAGAUAUCUUUGAAGAGAUAGAGCAAAUGGCAGUGUUCAAAUAUGGCGGAUUGCCUCACUGGGGCAAAAAUAGGCAUCUCACUUUUAUUGGUGUAAUCAACAAGUAUGAAAAUGCUGGUGAGUUUUUGAAGGUCAAACAAUCGUAUGAUCCUUUAGGGUUGUUUUCGACUGAGUGGACAGACAAAGUUCUUGGCUUGAGAGAUGGCAUUACAGUAUUGAAAGAGGGUUGUGCAUUAGAAGGAUUGUGCAUAUGUUCACAGGACAUUCAUUGUGCCCCAAAAAAGGGAUACUUCUGUCGACCAGGAAAAGUUUAUAAGAAUGCCAGAGUUUGUACUCAAUUGACAUCCUAA
This is a messenger RNA of Coffea eugenioides, 1695 nucleotides long. Its product is annotated as probable L-gulonolactone oxidase 1. Gene Ontology annotation, molecular function: FAD binding; D-arabinono-1,4-lactone oxidase activity. Gene Ontology annotation, cellular component: membrane. Bases 196 to 1695 code for a protein of 499 amino acids. Lineage: Eukaryota; Viridiplantae; Streptophyta; Magnoliopsida; Gentianales; Rubiaceae. The record is from RefSeq and is a predicted model, not a curated record. The transcript has 4 exons.